GAGGCGCCGGGCGCGCGCACCGCCGGGGGCGGGGGCGCGGGCGCGCGGGCCGGCGUCUCCAGCUGCGGCGGCAGCUAUGGCGGCGGCGGCCUCGCAGCGGGACCCGGGGGAUUGGCAAGACUUCUCGGGCUUCCAGCCCUCCGCGGGGAGCGGUUCCGAGGCCGUCCGCGACAAAGGUGGCUGGGGCGGUGGGGAUCUGGGGGCGAAGUUGUCCCUCUGCUUCGAGCCCCCGCAGGCCCGGGCUGGCGGCGGCGGCGAGAGCCGCGUUCCGCUGCGGCCCCUCACGGAGCAGAGCGCCCUGCAGGACGACGAGAUUUGGAAUGCUUUGACUGAUAAUUAUGGUAACGUAAUGCCAGUUGACUGGAAAUCUUCCCACACCAGAGCUUUGCACUUGCCAACACUGAAUCUUUCAGAAAAAGGGGUAAAUGAUAACUUGAACCUUGACCUGUCAGAUGACGAAGAGCUGAGGGAACAGUUGGAUAUGCAUUCUAUCAUUGUUUCCUGCAUCAAUGAUGAACCACUCUUCACAGCAGAGCAGGUGAUUGAAGAAAUAGAGGAAAUGAUGCAGGAAUCACCUGAUCCAGAAGAUGAUGAAACACCCACCCAGUCAGAUCGGCUCUCCAUACUUUCCCAGGAAAUUCAAACACUCAAGAGAUCCAGUACGAACAACAGCUAUGAAGAGAGAGUAAAAAGAUUGUCUGUUGCUGAGUUAAAUGAACUGCUAGAAGAAAUUGAGACUGCUAUUAAGGAUUAUUCUGAGGAACUGGUACAGCAGUUGGCUCUACGAGAUGAGUUGGAGUUUGAGAAGGAAGUGAAAAACAGCUUCAUUUCUGUCCUCAUCGAAGUACAAAACAAACAGAGAGAACACAAAGAAACGGCAAAGAAGAAAAAGAAGCUGAAAAACGGUAGUCCUCAGAAUGGUAAACAAGAAAGAGGUCAUAUGCCUGGAACACGCUUCAGCAUGGAAGGGAUCUCAAAUGUCAUACAGAAUGGCUUCCGCCACACGUUUGGAAACUCAGGUGGAGAGAAACAGUACUUAACAACUGUGAUUCCUUAUGAGAAGAAAAAUGGACCCCCAUCUGUUGAAGAUCUUCAAACAUUAACCAAAAUCCUGCAUGCCAUGAAAGAGGAUAGCGAGAAAGUGCCAAGCUUGUUAACAGACUAUAUUUUAAAGGCACUGGUUUGAAAGCUGGAUUGCUCUGAGUUCUGUGUCCUACAUGAAGAGGGCUGUCUUUCAGAAUUAGCCAUGCUCCUUCCUGUGAUGAGAAGCUUUCCAUGGAUAUAACUCAUAGUAUUUUUUCAUUUGGCACUAUACCUAAAUCAGUAUGCAUUUACCUCCUCUGUGUGUGCGUGGAUUUUCUGAUCCUACAGUAAGUCUUCUUGGCAUGACAACUCAUCCAUUUUAACUUAAUAGUGCAAUGAACUGGAGCAGGGAACAAACAGUGUACAGUUUUACUCACAUUGUUCUGGCUUUUUAAAGUCUAUUUUUACAUUGUAUAGCAUGUAGUAAAUCCUCCUGCACAUUUUGUUGUUGGAAGGAAAAGUAAACUUUGAAUAGUGUAAAUAAAAUAAGCCUAGUUUUAAGGAAUACAUAUUUAAAAGCAUCCUUAGUUCCUAGAGCAAAGAUGCAAAAAGGAUCAUCGUCAGGCUUGGACUAUAAGAUUCGAGUUCUCCAGGAAACACUCCAGAACAGUGUUGGUGGAAGUCAGCAUUUGACACUUCUUUUAAAAUAGUAACUUUGAUUGAACUAUACAACAGUAUCAGUCAUACAGUGAACAAAUCCAGAUUCCUUGAUGGUUUGGCAUAAGUAAUUGCUGUGUUACCUAUCCUUUUUAUUUAACACAAACAUCUGAGUAAUGUAAUAUUUCAUAUUUGGUUUUAUUUUAAUUAUUAAUGUUCAGGUGGCUUAGAUAUUCUCCCAUAUUGCUGCUAUAAUUUUACUGGUUUUAAUAAGUGUUUGAUCUUAAUGAAAAUGCUUCAAUAUAUAAACAUUUUAAAUGGCUAUCUCUUUUUAAAAAUACAUGUACAGUUUGAAAAACUUGCACCUGGGUUCCAAGUUAGUAUUAUAUUGAGACGUUCAUUGUUGUGUAUCUCUAAAUUUUACUACAAAUCUCUCUUGUAAAUUGUAUGCACUGUCUCGUCUGUGAUGAUGUAUCUGCAUUCAAACAGAUGAGAAUGUAUUUUAAAAAGCCUGUAAAAGAAACGCACCCCAUAAUCUCAACAUUAAAUACUUGUCACAAAUAAUUUUGCCAGUCUUAAAGAUUAGAUUGAAAUAUAAGAAGUACUUAAUAAAAAUAAAGGAACUAUUAUCUAGGAUGAAUUCCUAUUGAUUCUACACCCAGAUUUAUAUACUGUAUAUGUGAAGGCACUGGAAGAUAGGUUCUAAAGAGAUAAACAUGUCUUUUCUUCAACCAUUUUUUUCCAUUUAAAGUCUUCAAUCUUUUUGUUAGUUGAAGAGAAAUUUGCUCCUGAAUACCUUGUGUCACUUCUUUAAGACUCAAUUUUAUCAUUGUCAUUUGAUCAGUAAAACACAUUUAGUUUGAAAAUAGUUCUCAUUAUGCUUUCUCUUUUUUUUUUCUAAAGGCCUCAAUAUUUUUGUCUUUUGUGCCUUUUUCAGUUGGUAAAGUUUUCAGCUUAAAAUUCCUUCAUCCCCCCUCUCCCCCACUAGACCACCAAUGGAUACCUGCCAGCUUGCUCAGGAAUAAAUUGAUCCUCUGCAUAAGUGUGUCAUAGGUGAGGAAGGGUUUUUUUGUUGCUUUAUUCUACUUCAUUUGUGGUUUCUUUUAACAAGGAAGCUGCCAUUUAUUUCUUUAGUUGAUGUGUUACGAACUUACUAUGGCAUGCUUUUUCUGUAGAAAUGCUUGAUGUUGACUGUUGAUGUUUGGAAAUUGGCAAAGGGGAUGACCCUGCUUUGCUUCACUUUUUUAAAAAAGAUGCACAUGCUGUGAAACACACCAUGUCUCCAAAUGAGAUCUAUUCAGAGAUGUUUCAACCUACUUUAGAGGCUUGAGGUGACAAGAUGGAACAAAAAAGAAGAAAAUUAAAGGAAGAAUUUAUUAAAAAAAGAAAAAAAACAAAACCAAAAAACAACCUUCUGACAAAGUUUGUGAUGUUAGUUGUAGCAAAUCUUGGAUGACUUAGUCACAAAAUACUAAAGGCAGUAAAACUUGAAAGAAAACCCAACACUAAAGACCAGAAACAGCUUUAGUGAGCUAAGCACUUCAUUAUGAAAAGUACCUGUUUACCUUGUAUGUAGUAUUCUGGCAUUAAAAAAACAGCUGCCAAAGGUGGCAAGUGUUAUAUAUAUAUACCUAUAUAUGUACAUAAAAAAAUAGAUCUCAAAAGAUUUGAAUAAAAAGAACCAUGCAAAUCUGC
Harpia harpyja (harpy eagle) is the source of this 3375-nucleotide messenger RNA. RefSeq names its product fasciculation and elongation protein zeta 2 (gene FEZ2). Gene Ontology annotation, cellular component: axon; cytoplasm. NCBI's taxonomy places the organism in Eukaryota, Metazoa, Chordata, Aves, Accipitriformes, Accipitridae. The record is from RefSeq and is a predicted model, not a curated record. Bases 77 to 1186 code for a protein of 369 amino acids. The transcript has 10 exons.